AUGUCAAAGGGUAAGAGUAAAUAUGUGAUAGACCCUAUAAGCGUGAAGACCGCGUGCACCAGUGAAGAGUCGUAUAUUCGAUGCGUUGAAUAUGGAAAGGGGAAGGCACAUUACCCCAAUUUAUCGCUUCUGGCCAAGGCGAUUUUGGCUGGGGUUUUCGUCGGCGUCUGCGCGCACGCCUCAGGAAUAGCAGGCGGCCACUUCUACUACCACAAGCUGCGAGAGUAUGUGGGCAUCUCGAUGAGCGCAUUUGUGUAUGGAUUUACCUUUCCAAUAGCUUUCCUGUGUAUCAUUGCGACUGGAUCAGACCUGUUCACAGGAAAUACACUAGCCGUGACGACAGCUUUACUUCAAAGGAAAGUUAGUCUACUGCAGUAUCUGCGGGUAAUGAGUAUAUCCCUCUUUGGUAAUUACUUGGGAGCAGUAUCCUUCGCCUUUUUCGUUUCACAUUUAUCAGGAGCCUACGAAAAACAUACAGAUGUUACUAAAAAUCACAUCUUUCAGUUUUUAAAUGAUAUAGCGGAGAAGAAAAUAAGUCACACAUUUAUCCAGUGCAUCUGUUUAGCCAUUGGCUGUAAUAUCUUCGUUUGUCUAGCUGUAUAUUUUGUACUAACUAUUAAGGACGGAUCCGGCAUGGUCUUUAGUGUCUUCUUCGCUGUUUACGCAUUUGCCAUUGCAGGAUACGAGCAUAUUAUCGCAAAUAUGUACACACUUAACCUAGCCCUCAUGGUUGAAGCUAAAGUAACAUGGUCCAAAGUUUAUUUUCACAACUUACUACCGACACUGAUUGGGAACUACAUUGCCGGAGCGCUUGUUCUCGCGUGCCCACUGUUCUACAUUUAUCGCAAUAGCUAUAGGGACUAUGAGAGGACCCGUGGAGAUGGGAGUAACUGUGGUUUGAGGAGUCUCUCCAUAGAAAUGCAAAACGGUAGCAAUGGCAAUUGA
Molecule: messenger RNA, 945 nt
Organism: Plasmodium knowlesi strain H
Lineage: Eukaryota; Apicomplexa; Aconoidasida; Haemosporida; Plasmodiidae
Product: formate-nitrite transporter, putative
Exons: 4
Coding region: 1-945 (314 amino acids)
Biological process (GO): transmembrane transport; nitrite transport
Cellular component (GO): membrane
Molecular function (GO): high-affinity secondary active nitrite transmembrane transporter activity
Source: RefSeq, a predicted model, not a curated record